AUGUCUGUUAGUCUUUCAGUAGAUUUUGUUGUUCAUUUUGUUGUUGGCUAUAUUCAUACAGAUUCAGCAGAUAUUGAUCAUGAACGAAAAAAAAUAAAACAACAUUAUUUAUCAUCAAUAUCAACACCAACAGAAUCUCCUGAUAAUAUGGAAAUACGAAUUCCUCGUAAAAUGAGUACUUAUCAUUUAAUAUAUAAACAACAACAAAUCGAACGUGAAACACGUGUAACAGAAUCAAUAUCUCGUGUUGGUUCAGCUGUUUUUAUGGCGGCAUUUACAACAUUUGCAGCUAGAUUUUCAAUGACAUUAUCAUCGCUUACUGCAUUUCGACAAAUGGGACAAUUUUUAAUGACAAUUAUGCUUACAUCAUGGGUAUUUUCAAUGUUUUUCUUUUUACCAUUAUGUGCUUAA
Messenger RNA from Rotaria sordida, 411 nucleotides. The record is from the annotation of a GenBank genome assembly. Lineage: Eukaryota; Metazoa; Rotifera; Eurotatoria; Philodinida; Philodinidae.